Molecule: messenger RNA, 936 nt
Organism: Drosophila takahashii
Lineage: Eukaryota; Metazoa; Arthropoda; Insecta; Diptera; Drosophilidae
Gene: Osi1
Product: Osiris 1
Cellular component (GO): membrane
Source: RefSeq, a predicted model, not a curated record
AUGCUGCUGUGUCGCAUUGUGCUGGCCCUGCUGCUGCUGGUGCUGCUGCACUACUGCCAGGCGGAGGAGGAUGUUCCCCGGCAGCCACCAGUCUCCCUCGCCGAGUCCCUGGCCAGAUCAGCGACCGGGUCCGGAUCCAGCCUCAUCCGCAGCGACCCCUUCAUCUCGCGCAACCAGAAGCAGUGCUUCGAGACCCGCAGCCUGGUGUCCUGCAUCAAGUACAAGGCCAGCAAGCUCAUCUGGAAGCUGGCCACCAACAGCCUCGGCUUCUUCCCCAGCGAGUACGGACGCGAUCUGGCCGACACCGGGCUGGCUGACAAAGGCCGCUGGCUGAGAUUGGUCCAGUUGGGAGAGCCCGCCGACGAGGUGGUCGUGUUCAACGACGCCAAGAGCUUGGAAGGUGACAGCGAACUGACGCUGAUUCUAAAGUUCCUGAAGCGAGCGGUGGAGACCUUUGGACGGAAUCACGGACUGCAGCUGAAGCUGAAUGGCGACAGCGGAGCUAGGGUCAUGGAGGAAUCAGAGGCCCGAUUGAAGCGCAAGAAGAAGAAGUGGCUCAUCAUCCUGCCCCUCGUCAUCCUGAUGAAGAUUGCCCACCUGAAGAUGACCUUGGUGAGCAUGCUGAUGGGCGUGCUGGGCAUGAACGUCCUGCUGGUGGGCGGCGUGGGCUGGCUGAUCCACUACCUCAAGUACAAGACCAUGUGCAAGAUCCACCCGCACCUGGUGCAGACGCACUCGCACGUCUACGAAUCGGAGCCCUCGGACUACUCGCAGUUCGUGGGCAGCAGCAGCUACUCCAACUCGUACUCCCCCUACAGCUCGGGGUCCGGGGCUCCGCACGAGAUCGGGGGCAAUAGCUACAGCAAGGACUGGGCCACGAGUAAGGCCUACAAUGCCCACAACUAUCUGGACACGAUCAGCAAGCGGAUACAGUAG